Phytophthora nicotianae INRA-310 is the source of this 778-nucleotide messenger RNA. RefSeq lists its product as hypothetical. The record is from RefSeq and is a predicted model, not a curated record. The transcript has a single exon. The coding region runs from base 185 to 700 and encodes 171 amino acids. Lineage: Eukaryota; Oomycota; Peronosporomycetes; Peronosporales; Peronosporaceae.
GUGCAAAGUGAGGCCGUCUGGCCGAUGGCUGGUCUGCGUCGCCAGAAGUGCAGUGGCAAUCUUCACUUUCGGAUUUCCCACAAGCAGAGCAAGCCGACGAGACAGAGAGACAGAGAGAGAGAGAGAGAGAGCGGAGUCCUCUCAUUCUUCUUCAAGCCAAACACAUUCAAACACAGAAGCCAAUAUGCACAUGAAGGUGGCCAUGGACAAACAGACGUCGCGGCGCCUCGUUAAGGUGACCAACUACGCGCUGGUGCAGGUGCUCAAGGCCACGGUCGCGCGACUGCGCAAGAUCGAGAUGGAGCUGGGCGACCUGGAGCUGGCACUCGAAGAUGAGCAGGAGGAGAUCGAGUCCUACAGUGAUGAUAUUGACGACUGCCACGACCGCAUCGAGGACAUCGACGAGUUCGUGCGCGAACUCGAGGCUGGUAACGUACACACGGUGAGCGACGUCGCGGCCGCGCUAGCAGAGAUGACUGAGGAGCGCCAGGAGGAGAAGAAACUGCUGAAGGUGCUGGGCGACGCGCGCGCGAGCCACGAGCAGCAGUUCGAGCGCCUUCAAAGCCAGUCCGCAGCACUCAAGUCGGAGCGUCUUCUGCUGACCAAGACUCGUUUCGAGAUCUGUUGCCUCUUCCGCCGCAACGGCGUUUUCGACCUCGUGCGACGAAGGCUCGCAGUGUUCAACCCCAAGCUGAUGUAAAGCGCUUGGAAGGGCGUGGCUCAAUAUUUAUUAGCUAUAGUACUAUGAAAAAUAUUACCUCAAUUCUGCCACACACAC